Nicotiana tabacum (common tobacco) is the source of this 516-nucleotide messenger RNA. NCBI's taxonomy places the organism in Eukaryota, Viridiplantae, Streptophyta, Magnoliopsida, Solanales, Solanaceae. The record is from RefSeq and is a predicted model, not a curated record.
AUGUCGAAUUUGUCAAAGCUUGAGUUUGUGGCACUUGACAUUUCUAAAAAAAAUUACCAAUUAUGGUUUCUCGAUGCUGAGAUUCACUUAGCCGCUAAAGGCCUUGGUAACACCAUUACUCACGUGAAAGUUCCACUUGACUUGUGGACUGGUCUGAAGGAAAGGUAUGAUCACCUUAAGGCUACAGUAUUGCCAAGGGCUCGAUAUGAGUGGAUGCACUUACGGUUACAAGAUUUUAAGACCCAACAAUACCAUGAAAGGGGUUUUAAAAAGUAUCCUGAAUUGAUCUCAUGCCUUCUGGUGGCUGAGCAACAUAAUACCCUUUUGCUAAAAAAUCAUGAAGCCCGUUCCACAGGGUCAGCUCCGCUUCCUGAAGCGAAUAUGGCAGCUAGACGGUCUUCAAACAAAAAUGAUGACAAUGCCGAGGCAAAUCUUGCUUUGAAUGAUGAUGAUUUUCAAGGCCUCGAUGAUCUUACUCAUUUGGAAGUUGAAGAUUUCUCUGGAGAUCAAAACUAA